AUGGAACAGUUUUAUAAUGAAGCAACCAAAUAUUGUGAGGAGGAAGAGGAAUGUCGGUCACCUGAAGAAGGACUGGGGCCGACAGAAAACUCUUACGAUCUGACAGAAUUUAUUUUUGAAAAUGAGUCACAUGUGCCUGAUUUUACGUUCCCUGGCAAUCAGAAUAACGGACAUUCUUUGAUCAAUGGAUUUGACAUACAAUCUGAAUCAAAUAAUGUUGGGAAUUUACAAGUUUACUCCCCGGUGGCGGCAACAAACUUUACUCAACUAAAACUCGAAAAAAUUGACCUAGCUUCAAUCACACAGACAUCGCUGGCAGCUGGUAGUGAAGCUACAUUAGUAGACGUAAAACCUAACUCCAAAAUUAAUUCUCGUCGCCGAAAGAUGUCCAAUCCCGAUUCAACUGAUGUACCAGACUAUCGCAACAAACGUGAUCGUAACAACAUUGCUGUACGAAAAAGCAGAGAGAAAGCUAAAGAACAACAGAAAAUGGCCAAGGAGCGUGUUGACUACCUGAGGAAGGAGAAUAAACUUUUGGAAAGCAAAGUAGCUCAACUUCAAUCAGAGCUUAAAUUAUGUCGAAAUAUGUUUAUCAAGUCUGGAGCGCAAGUCCCUGAGGUCCUUGAAAAGGCUCUCAAAGAUAUGUAA
Acanthosepion pharaonis is the source of this 648-nucleotide messenger RNA. Lineage: Eukaryota; Metazoa; Mollusca; Cephalopoda; Sepiida; Sepiidae. The record is from the annotation of a GenBank genome assembly.